GGUUCCAAGACUGACGAGACAGCCAAAGAAGCUGGACUAGAAGCCAUUCCCGAGGAAGUGGCUCCUGAUGAAGAGGACGAAGCAGAUCAGGAAGGUGAAGGUGAUGAUGAGAUUGAUGAUGAUGAUCAGGAACUAGAAGAUCAGGAGGAGGACGAUGAGGGAGGAGAAGACGAUAAUGAAGAUGAAUAUGAAGUUGAGGAACAGGAGGAGGAGGAUGAAGCACCCCCAUCCCCAGCAGUGGAACAGCCAGCCAAGAUAAGGCGAACUGCUGCAAAGGGCAAAGCCUCGAAGCCUGCAGAGCCACUCCCAGCACGACCAGAGGUGCAUGACCGCUGGGCAAAGGGAGGUGAUGUUCGUAAGGCCUUGUUGGCUGAGCUGGAAGCUGCAGACUGGAACAAGGACUGCUUCGUGAGCCGGGUGACAAAGACAUCUGAAAGGGUGAACACGUCAACUGCGCACCGCAAGCGGGGAUGGUACACGGUGGAAGGCAUGUCCACAAUCCUGAAAUGGAGCAA
Symbiodinium necroappetens is the source of this 515-nucleotide messenger RNA. The record is from the annotation of a GenBank genome assembly. NCBI's taxonomy places the organism in Eukaryota, Dinophyceae, Suessiales, Symbiodiniaceae.